Messenger RNA from Galendromus occidentalis (western predatory mite), 754 nucleotides. RefSeq names its product ras-related protein Rab-4B. The record is from RefSeq and is a predicted model, not a curated record. The transcript has 4 exons. Gene Ontology annotation, molecular function: GTP binding; GTPase activity. NCBI's taxonomy places the organism in Eukaryota, Metazoa, Arthropoda, Arachnida, Mesostigmata, Phytoseiidae. Bases 41 to 628 code for a protein of 195 amino acids.
UGGGCAAUUGCAGCUCCGUUCGAAUCCCGUGACAAUCCAAAUGGAUACCGUUAACGCAGAUAUCAUCAUCGUAGGCGAUACGGAUACAGGCAAGACUAAUCUCAUGCUCCGCUUCAUCACGGCGAAGUUCGCGGAGAAUUCCGGAAGAGCGACGUAUAUCGACUUCAAGUCUCGCACCGUUCCCCUGGGCGAAAAAUUCGUCAGACUCAAGAUCUGGGACACAGCAGGCUCCGAGAGGUUCCGCGCUCCUAUGCGGCCCUAUUAUCGAAAAGCAUAUGGCGUCAUUGUCGUCUACGAUAUCACGAGGCGCGAAACAUUCAAAAAUUUGCCGUCUUGGCUGGAUGAAAUCAAAGAAUACUGCACCGAACGGAAACCAGUGAUUUUGCUGUGUGGUCUCAAACUGGAUCAAGAUCCCAAGCGUGAAGUUUCGUAUACCGAAGCGGUCAUGUUCGCUGCGAAACACGAAAUGCUGCAUUGCGAGACUUCUGCAAAAACUGGAAAGAACGUUGAUUUCUGUUUCCUCCAACUUGGAGCCAAGAUUCUGGAGAGACCGGACUUGUGCUCGAAUUUGACCAAUGGGACUCCGAUCGUCGGCCGCAAGAAAACGAAAAAUGACUCUUGUUGCUAGCAUGAGGGCAGAACCCCCACCCAUGCACUUCUUCUCCCCGGGAAUCCAAUUCAAGAGCUCACCUCGCACAUAUCUGGGCUGUGUAUUUCAGAUCGGUUCCUGAAUAAAAGUUGUCGCUACUGUCGA